Molecule: messenger RNA, 753 nt
Organism: Colletotrichum spaethianum
Lineage: Eukaryota; Fungi; Ascomycota; Sordariomycetes; Glomerellales; Glomerellaceae
Product: cytochrome b561
Exons: 2
Coding region: 1-753 (250 amino acids)
Molecular function (GO): transmembrane monodehydroascorbate reductase activity
Source: RefSeq, a predicted model, not a curated record
AUGUCUUCGGCGACAGGUCUCCCCGAACCCCCUGUCUCCCAAGACCGAGAACGAGACAGCGGCCAGAAUGAGCUGGAGCCUCUGCUUGGCCGACCCGGCGAUGCCCAACAACCACCGGGCCAAUUCAUCGCCAGGAAUCUCGUCCUCGGCACCGGCAUCAUCGCCCAGUUUGGCGCUGUCAUCUUCGUCGCCAUGAUCUGGGCCGCCGUCCUCACCAAGGAUGUGAUACUUUUCUCGGGCCACCCGCUUGCCCAGAGCCUCGCCAUCUUCACCCUCACCCAAUCCAUCCUCUCUCUGCAGCCAACGCACACCUCCGACCAGAAACGCGUCGGCCAGCGUAUCCACGCUGUCCUUAACCUGCUCGCCUUCCUCUUCCUCGUCGCCGGCAUCACCAUCAUCGAGUACAAUAAAUUCCGCCAGGGCCCUGGCUCCCACUUCCACUCCGUUCACGGCUACCUCGGCGUCAUCGUCUCCGUUAUCUUGCUGCUGCAGUACAUCGUCGGCUUCACCAUGUGGGCCACCCCGAAGCUCUACGGCGGCGAGGACAAGGCCAAGUCUAUCUGGAAAUACCACCGCUGGAGCGGCUACGUCGUCCUGGUCCUCCUGCUGGUGACCGUGGCGACAGCCGUCGAGACGCCAUUUAACGAGAACGUGCUUAAGCUGAAGCUGUGGGCUGUCGUUGUCACCGCCCUCCUGAUCCUCGUCGGCAUUGUCCCGCGGGUGCAGAAGCAGAAGCUUGGCUUCUCUUCUUAA